Prorocentrum cordatum is the source of this 6722-nucleotide messenger RNA. Lineage: Eukaryota; Dinophyceae; Prorocentrales; Prorocentraceae. The record is from the annotation of a GenBank genome assembly.
GGGGACGACAAGAAGUCCAAGGAUGCCAUUCCCGAAUGGGACGGCAACCCAGGGCGUUGGCGUCACUUCGAGACGGCUGUGAAGUGGUUCCCUCGCACGCUCAAGCGACAAGAGAGGGACCUGGCGGCGAACCGGAUCAUUGGACGCAUGCUGCAGAGUAAGACGAUCGCCAUCAGGACGUUUGCGACCACUCUGGAUCCGGACCGAUAUGAGAAUCCGAAUGGCCACCUCCUCCUCCUAGACGACCUGAGGAGCAGCCCGCUUGGGAAGCUUCCGAUUCCGGACGCAGCCCACAAGAUCAAGCAUUACUACAAGGAUUUCAAGCGGCGCAAGGGCGAGACGGUGGGCGCGCUCCUGAUCAGAGAGCAGGACUGCUACUCAGAGAUGGUCCAGGCGCUGGAGCGCCUCCUGGAGGAGAUGGGCGACAACGACAAGUACAAGCAGUGCCAGGAGUGCUACGGCUACUUCGAGAGAGACCGUGGCGCAGCUGGACGCGGACAAUGGUACUGCCAGAGGUGCUGGGACCACUGGGAGCCCAGCCCCGACGCGUCGGCGCCCUCAGCAGCAGAUGAUGCCCCCGCUGAGGAAGCAGAAGAAGCAGAUGAGUACGAACGACAGUCGAUCACGUCUCGUUCGCAGGGCUCUCGAACGGAACGUUUUCACCGACAAGAAUCCAUGGCUAGCAAGCUCAAGGUUUCGGAAGCGAUGGCAGUGGGCUCUACGUUUUUCGGCCACGCUUCUGGAGUUCUGAAGGUCCUCCGCGGAUUCUUCCUGCUCGAGGCAAUGGACUUCACCGAGAAAGAGAAGCAGGACGUCCGCGUGGUCACGCAGAAUCGUUUGGAUUUCGAUGCAGUCUCCAAGGCUUUGAAGGAGAGAUGGGAGGACAAGGCGCUGGUGCAGCGAGACUUCGGACCGAGGGCUAUGCCUCGGUACGGCCCGGAGUCAGGCCCUCAGUCGGCCCUCGUUGCAGAGUUUGAUGACGUACACGGACCAGACUGGUACGACGGCUACGCAGCGGCAGUUCAGGCGUGGGAGAACGACGGUUACGACCACCACGAGAACGAGGACGACUACGACGUCGUGGAGGAGCCGCAGCUCGCCUCAGAGCCAGAGGAGUCCGAGGCCAUGGAUGAGGAUCUCAACCAUCUCAACGAGGAGCUCGAGGCGGCCCAGGCGAUGGCAGCAGAGGCUUCACGUACUCUGGUUCAAGCCAGGCAAGCAGUGGCCGCCGCUCACAAAGAUCGAGGCCCGAAGGGCAGCAAGGGCGGCAAGAGCGGCAAGGGCAGCAGGUACCGCGACAGAGACCACGACCAGAAGGGCAAGAAUGCGAACUACCUGGAGUUCCACACGAUCACGCACGGGUUUGACGAGCUCCAGGGUCUGUACCAGGCGGAGCUGAACGACAGCGGCCUCGCCCCCUCUGAGGCCAUGGUUGAUUGCGGGGCUUCCGCGUCCGCCGGAGGCGAGCGCGCAGUCCAGGCCCUGGUGGCCGCCGUUGCGGCUGCGAACCCACAGGCCAGGAUCGAGAUCAACAAAAAUGAAAGACCGCGGUUUCGUUUCGGAGACAAUAAGUGGGGCAGGGCACUGUAUAAGGUUUCGGUCGAGUUCGAGCCGGGCUUCGUUCUGGGUAUUUUCGCUCUCAGUCCUGGCGUGCCUCUCGUUCUGUUGGGAAUGACCGCUCUGGAGUCGUGGCCGGCAAUCGUGAAUUUCCGAACCGGGGAGGCUGUGAUCAGGGGUCAACUGGUGCAGCUUCGCAAGACUACAGGCAAGGGCCAUUGCAUCCUCGACCUGGUGAAGCACGGCGUUUCAGAGAUGGUCUAUGACAAAGACCACAUCACCACCAUCAACAUCAUCUCAGACAAGAACGACAUCACCAGCAUCAUCUCAGACAAGAACGACAUGAUCAGCAUCAUCUCGGACAAGAACGACUUUAUCAGCACCAUCUCAAACAAGAACGACAUCACCAGCAUCAUCUCAGACAAGAACGACAUUAUCAGCAUCAUCUCGGACAAGAACGACUUUAUCAGCACCAUCUCAAACAAGAACGACAUUAUCAGCAUCAUCUCAGAUGAGAACGACACCAUCAUCAGUAUAUACGGCCCUGACGACAACACCAUCAUUGAUAACAGCAACAUCACCUCCAUCAACCAUAACAGGAAGAGCAGCUCCAUCAUGGGCAAGGACGAAUGGGUACCUGUCGACAUAGAUGCCGACAAGAAGGAGGAGGGCCCGGAGGUAAAGUCACCUUCGGCGGCAGCGAGCUCCGGACCUACGACCCAGGUCAAGCGGGAGUUCGUCUUCAACGGCCAGAAGAUGGAGCAUGUCACCUCGGAGGGCAAGGUCAAGGAGAGAGAUCCGGGCAACGCGCACCAGGGUCGCAAGAAGGAGAAGCAGAUGGAGCUGGACCCGGCGUUCGCACUGCAGGUGGACCCGAGGACCACACGGGGACCGUGCGGGCAGACGCAUCGCAAGUACUUCACGGUCAACAACCAGUGGGGCCAGACCAGGACGUGCUAUCGGUGCGGGCUGAGGUUGCUCUACGUUCCGACGGCGAAGGCACCGAUGACGAACCUCAGCAUGCAGCAUCCGAAGUUGGUGGAGUCCGGCCUGGAGCUGGUGCGGCACUGCAACCUGUGGGAGACGGCUAAUCACGAGCAGGUGACCGCGAUGAUCAACAUCGCCACCUCACUUCGGAGGCUCCCCGGGACCGAGAUCCGACACGCGCCGGACGCGCUGCUGGAGAUGCUGGGGGCAGCGAAUCCCAGGACACUACUCGCAGGACUGGCUUUGGCCAUGACCGUGGGUACGAUCACCGAGGCAGUGGAGAUCUGCUGCCAUCCCAAUAGCAUGCUGACCGACGAGUGCACCAACAUCGGCCUCAGCAUGGAGCGGAUCAGCAUCGAGAACGGCUACAACCUCAGCACGAAGGCGGGGUUCGAGGCCGCUAGCAAGAAGCUGGACGAGGUGAUGCCGAAGAGGGCUUGGAUAUCGCUACCAUGCACACUAUGGACUUCGCUUACGAACUUCAAUUACAAGACACCAGAGGCACGUGUACGCCUCGAGAAAGACCGACUUCGAGACCGACGACGUGUGAAGUAUGGAGUUCUCCUGUUGCUAAAGAUUGUUGACAACGGAGGCGAUGUCUACUUCGAGUGGCCUCACAGGUGUCAAGGCUGGAAGAUUCCCGAGCUCAACUUUCUACGCGCGGAGUUGAGGCGUCGGGGACGACACGUCUUCGAGGAUCGGAUCGACGGGUGCGUGUACGGCCUCAGGGACUACAACACUAACGAGCUCGUCGAGAAGGGCUGGAGGAUCAUGACCACCGACCCGGAGUUCUCCAAGGUCGCGACCGUGUGUGACCACUCACACGGCCACCGAGUCAUCAGCGGGAAGCUACACACUGCAGCCACAGCCUACUACCCGCAGGCGAUGUGCAAGGCAAUUGCCCGGCUAUGGCAUGCUCAACUCCGGGCCCCGAUCGACCUCAACAUGGCCCUGGAGAACCCUGCUGUCCUCGACCUCGAGAAUGCCUACCUGAUGGAGCGGGACACCGGGAGCAUCUACGUCGCUGAGCCCACGGAUCCCGAAAGGGAACAGGUGCGGGCGAUGUUGAGCAGGAUCCACAAGGCUGCAGGGCACCCAGGGAACGAGCACUUGGCUUACUGGUGCAAGAAGCGACAGUGUCCACGCUGGAUCAUCGAAGAAGCGAUCAACCUACGCUGCGAGGCAUGCGACCUGGUCAAGCACGGCCUUACCCACAAGGUCAAGGCGAGCCUCGACAUCCCCAUGGCACCUUGGCAGGCAGCCGUCAUGGACGUUUCCGACCUGACGUUCCCGGACUUGAAUGUGAAGGCCAGGUUUCUUCUCAUCGCAGAGGUCGCCACCGGCCUGAUGUGUGGAGACAUCACUGCGAAGAUCGGCCUCAAAGACAAGGGCACGGAUUCGUCAGCUACGCUGUUCACGACGUUUGCCAGAGCCUACCUUCAACACUAUCCCAAGCCAAGGUGGGUUUUCGUCGAUCCUCAGCCAUCUUUUGUGGGCGGCGAGUUUAAGGACAACUGCCAGUUGGCCGGCAUCGGCGUCUCAGCGAAACCAGGAGGAGCACAUUGGAUGGCUGGUGACAUCGAGCGCCGCAUCUCGACCGUCAAGCAGGUAAUGAGGAAGCUUCGCCUACAAUGCCCGAAGCUGAGUCCCGAGACCGUGUUUUACAUCUCGAUUGCGGCGGCCAACAACAUGGACCCAAUCUUGGCACAUAACGCAGCUACUGGCAAGUUGAAGUUCGACUUCUUCGAGAUCGAGCGGGUACGAGCGGAUGCAGAGGCGACUUACCUGAAGGAGAAGGCGUCCAGGAAGAUCUCAGAGCUGAAGAACUCAGCCCCACGACCUCGACAUGAAUAUAAACGAGGCGACUGGGUCUGUGUCUGGCGGUCAUACGCUGCGACAGGGGAGCGAAAGCUUUCCGGGCAGGAUUUCUUCACGGACGGCCUCUUCAUCGGACCGGGCAGAGUUCUGUUCUCCGAGCCGGCGGUCCAGACAGGCAACAAGGACGGCGUGAUCUGGGUCAUCAUGGGCAACCGAUGCUGGCGCUGCGCAGCUGAGCAACUGCGGCCAGCCACGCAGUCGGAGAUCGUCCAGAUCAACCUGAAGAAGGACGACAUCCUCAACAGCCCGCUCGAGGACGUCUGGAGGCACCUCCAGGACUUUGACGACAUCGCCGGGAAGCCCUCCCAAACGGCAGAUGGCAUGAGGAUGCUACCACGUCAACCUCUUGAGGGCAUGCCGAGGGUGAUCGAGAAUCCCGAUGUGGCCGUGGAACCCCACGACGUCACGGAGGCAGAUGACGACCUGGAGGUCGACGAGGCGGCGAGCGACCAUGUGGAAGCCAGCGAGACCGACAUCAUCAACUUCGUGCAAUUUCCGAAUAACGAGGCCGAGAUGGACCUGAUGAAGAUUGAGAUCGAGACGGACCUUGAGGAGUUCUGCUUCGAUGCGAGCGCGUACCUGGAGAAGCAGCUGAACCGAGUGGCCAACAACACGGUCAAGAAGGGUGUGGAGGUUUCGUUUGGCCGCCUGAGCCCCGAGGAGAAGCCACUGUUUCAAGAGGCAAUGGCACGGGAGCUGGCGGAACAUCUAGAAGUACCGACCGUCCGGGCUGCAUCGGCUUACGCUGACUACAAUCAUGGAAAAGACAUUCCAGCGGACAAGCUGAUCAAGAUGAGGUGGCUACUGACCUGGAAGCCUUUGACACCACCUGAACCACCGGACAAGUCGGACCCACACCCCGUGAGCACGCCGGACGGGAAGUUCAAGGCGAAGGCCCGUAUCAUUCUGUUGGGCUUCUCACAUCCAGACCUUGUCAGUCGCGACAAGUUUGGAGAUCGGGUGCUUCCCACGGCGUCACCAACCAUUUCAAGAAAAGGGAAGCUGGCACUCCUCCAGAUGGCUGCUUUCCACGGCUGGACCUUCGAGCUAGCCGACGCGAGGUCCGCCUCCCUGCAGGCCGGGCACACCGAGGAGUGGAGGAAGCUCUACACGAAGGGCGUGAAGGAGCUCCGGCAGGCCUUGCAGAUCAACGAGGAGGAGUCCAUGCGAGUCCUGGCAGCGAUCUACGGGAUCACGAAUGCGCCGUGGGUUUUCUGGAAGUAUGUGGACCACAAGAUCCACGAAGCAGGAGGCAAGAGCGUCCUCAUCGAGCCAUGCAUCUGGAUCAUUCAGGACCAGGACGGCACCGUGUGCGGGGUCAUCGGCUCGCACGUGGGCGACUUUGGCAUCGCAGGCGACAGCGACAACAAGUUCUACCUCGACAUGAAGAACAUGCUGAAGGAGAUGCUGCGGUGGUCUCCCUGGCGAAGCACGCCGUGCAUGUGGGCAGGCACGUGGAUCACUCAGGAGCCGUCGGGCAAGAUCCAUGCCAGCCAGGAGGAGUUCUGUCACCAGCUCCUCGAGAUCAGGGUUGAGUCCGGCAAGUAUCUCUCGAAGGAUGACAAGCUCAAGCCGGAGGACGUCACCCAGUUCAGGGCAGGCCUGAUGAAAUGUCAAUGGAGAGCGACACAGACAGCACCACAGUUCUCAUGUCGGGUGUCACUGUUGGCUCAACGGGUGAACGAGGCGACGUUCGGGGACCUGAAGGACACGAACGCCCUCAUACGCGAUGUGAAGCGGACCGCUCGUGACUCACUGGUGUCCCACAACUUCAAUGGCAACUGUGGCGGCAAGCUGAAGUGGGACGACCUAGUGAUCGUGACGUGGGUCGACGCAAGCAGACUACUACAACGAGGAGGCUACAUCGUGGCGUUCACCACGGCCGAGAUUCUCAAGCAGAAGGAAUGUGCAGUAUCGAUCGCCGACUGGAGAUCGUACAAGCUCAAGCGCACCGGCAUCGGCACCAACGGCUGCGAGGGCCAGGCUCUGUACGACGGCGAGAACGCCGCGUACCUGAUGCGCAUGCUGUGGUCAGUCAUGCACGGAGUUCCAGUCACCGCGCACACUCAGGAGGAGGUGGCGCAGUCCAUGACUUCGGUGCUGGUGAUCGACAGCCGAGGAGUUUAUGAUUCAGUUCACAACAAGGAGAGCUUCGGCAUAGGCCUGAGCGACGCGAGGACCGGCGUGGAGGUUUUGCAUGUGAAGGCGAACUGCGGGCCCGAGAAGAACCAGCACCUGGUUUGGGUACCCUCGGACCUCAACCUCACCGACGGCCUCACGAAGGACAGCCCCGAGGCAAG